UUAAACAAUUGGAAGUUAAUAAUACUUUGUAAUUAUGUUUUGUGGAAUUACAACGUAAGAAUGUGGUUGUUAUUCUAGUAUAUAUAUGACCAUGCAAUGUUUGAGUUUUAUGAAUUAUGAGUUGGUAUGUGGUAUUGGAUUUGAACUGUGAGUGCAGGGAGAGGAUAGCCAGGUAAUUAGUUAUUCUGUUAAACUCCAGCGGGUUCUUUGAUGCAGGGGAAAUGUGUCUUCUUUGUGUUUGUGAGGGAGUGUGCUGGUUGUGGUGUGAUUUGGUCCAAUUUUCUGCAUUUUUUGAAACUAGUAUCUAAAUUAUAUUUCAGAAAGUUAUAUAUUGUUGAUGCACGGCCAAGAAAAAAUGCAUUGGCUAAUGGAGCCAUGGGAGGUGGUUCAAAAUCAUCAUCAAACUAUUUUCAAUCCGAGGUAGUCUUGUUGGGGAUAGACAACAUCCAUGCGAUGAGAGAUUUGUUCGGCUUCGAGAAUACAUGGACACUCAUUUCAAAGCGUCAUCAGAUGGAAUUUCCUCUUUCUUGUGUCCAUGACAACCCAACCACAAUGAUUGUGGGUAUUACGUGUGUUAAUAUAUGAAGGAAAUUAUCACAUACUGUGAAGGAGGAACAAUUCCAAAUGAUGUAAGUUAUUUUUAUUGUCACAAUUAAUUUGUAGUAAAAUUUAAUUAACUAAUUCUAUAUUAUUUUUCUUUCGUGCAAUAUUUUUCUAGUUGCAGAUGUCAACAAUAUUGUAAAAGUCAAAUAAUUGAAGUUAGGGAAAAUUAGUGUUUACAUGUAACUAAUACAUGCUUAUAGAUUAUGUUAUGGUGAUGUACAUGUUUAUAAGUACUGAUAGAAUAUAUAUGUUAUGGUUAUAUAUAUUAUCUUAUAAAGCAAUGUA
Vigna umbellata (rice bean) is the source of this 888-nucleotide messenger RNA. Lineage: Eukaryota; Viridiplantae; Streptophyta; Magnoliopsida; Fabales; Fabaceae. The record is from RefSeq and is a predicted model, not a curated record.